AUGGUUGGCCUCCCAGCUAGAGGCAAGAGUCUCAUAGCUGGCAAAGCUAUGAGAUAUCUCGCUUGGGUUGGUAUUCCUGCACGCGUGUUCAAUGUCGGCACCUAUCGCCGACAGGGCACACCGCAGCCAAGCGCCACGUUCUUUGACCCCCACAACGAGGAGGGCGAGAAGAUGCGCCGUGCCGCGGCCGAUGCUGCCAUCACAGAUAUGAUUCAGUGGUUCGAUGCUGGCAAGGGAGUGGUCGCGAUCCUCGAUGCGACGAAUUCGACGAAAGAGCGCCGCCGCUGGAUCAAUGAGCGCUGCCGAGAAGCUAACAUCGAGACGUUGUACGUCGAGUCGAUAUGUGACGAGGAGGACCUGAUUAUGAACAACAUCCUCGAGGUCAAGACGACCUCGCCGGACUACAAGGGGCAGGACCCGGAGGUUGCUGCCCGGGAUUUCCGCGAGCGGAUCCGCAACUACGAGAAAGUCUACGAGACCAUUGAUGACGGCGAGAAGAGCUACACCUACGUAAAACUCAUCAACGUUGGCUCCACCGUCAUCAUUAACCAGAUCAAGGACUAUUUGUCCAGCCGACUGGUCUACUACAUCCAGAACCUCCACAUCAAGCCUCGCUCGAUCUGGUUAUCUCGCCACGGAGAGUCGGAAUACAACUUGACUGGAAAGAUUGGAGGGGACUCCAACAUCUCUGAACGUGGAGAAGCUUAUGCCAAAGCUCUACCUGGUCUACUGAAGAAGUCCGGUGUACCGCCCAACACGAAGAUUGUGAUCUGGACAUCCACGUUAAAACGCACCAUCCAAACGGCGCGUCACCUAGCUGCGGAAACUGGCUUCGAGAAACUGGAGUGGAAGGCAUUGGAUGAACUUGACUCGGGAGUCUGUGACGGAUUGACUUACGAGCAGAUUGCCGAGAAGUACCCCGAGGAUUUUGCCGCCCGCGACGAAGACAAGUACAACUACCGCUACCGGGGUGGCGAAUCGUACCGCGAUGUUGUCAUUCGCUUGGAGCCCAUUAUCAUGGAGCUGGAGCGCAGUGAGAACGUGAUCAUUGUGACGCACCAGGCUGUAUUGCGCUGCAUUUACGCCUACUUCCUUAACACACCCCAGGAGCAGAGUCCCUGGAUGGAGGUCCCCCUCCACACACUUAUCAAACUUACCCCGCGUGCCUAUGGUACGGAGGAACAACGGUUCAAGGCUGAUAUUCCCGCCGUGUCGACCUGGCGUGCUAAGGGCACGGCCCAAACCAUGUUAUCCGCCUUCACCGCUCGACCGCUCGUCGAGUUCAAACCGCGCGAUCGAUCGCGCAUCGAGUCCGUUCUCGCGUACGGGGACCGGGUGCUCGUGGGAUUGAACAAUGGGAGUUUACGGGUGUAUCGGGUGAAUGAGGUGGAGAAGGAGGCUGCGGAUGGUGAUGAGGGGAUGAAUGGGCAUCAGGAUGGUACUCAGGGGAAUCAUGGGGAUGGUGGUGCGCUUGGGAAUAAUGUUAAUGGGGGUGUUGGUGCGAAGACGGUACCCGCUCGUGAUGCUGAGGGUGGUGUUGGUGGAGCGGAGAAUGCGAAUCCAGCGGCCAAUGCUGCAGAUCAUGCGAAGGCGAAUGCUACUCCAGCAGCCACACCAAAUGUGCCGGUCAAACUGAAACAGACGGAUCUUCUGCGCGAGGUCGAGAAGUUCUCCCGGUACAAGGUGGAGCAGUUGGCUCUGAUCAAGGAGGCCAAGUUGCUGGUCUCGUUGUCGGGCGGGUAUGUCUCGAUCCAUGAUCUGCAGACGUAUGCGCUGCAGGAGCAGAUGACCCGCACGAAGGGGGCGUCGACCUUUGCGGUGACGUCGAAUAUCGUCAAUGACUCCGAGACCGGGGUGCCGUCGAUCGUGUCGCGGCUGGCGGUGGCGGUGAAGCGCAAGGUCUUGCUGUGGGUGUGGCGCGAUAUGGAGGUCGAGGGUGAGGUGGUGGAGAUGACGCUGGUCAGUGGCAUCAAGACGCUGACGUGGGUGUCCGGGACGAGGUUGGUGGCCGGGUUGGGGUCCAGCUUUGUGAUGGUUGAUAUCGAGACGGCCAGCGUGACGGACUUGGUCGGCCCCGGGAGUAUCGGCGGUUUGAAUGGCCAGGAAACCGGCCGGUUGACGGGGGUCGGAGUCGCCAGUAUGAGUUAUAUCGGCAUUGGUGGGUCGGCCCCCAAGCCUCUGGCGACGAGGUUGUCCGAGGGCCAGGUGCUGUUGGCGAAAGAUAUCAAUACCCAGUUCAUCGAUAUCAAUGGCGCGUCGCUGGGGAGGCGCCAGAUCCCCUGGAGCCAUGCGCCGGCGGAUAUCGGGUACUCGUAUCCGUUUCUGCUCGCCCUGCAUGACGCGUCCAAGGGGGUGCUAGAGUCGCCGACGAUCAGCUUGGCCCAUGCGGGCAAGGGGUUCCUGGUGGCGAGCGAGCGCACGAUCUGGCGCAUGGAAGCGCUGAGCUACGAUACUCAGAUUGACUCGCUGGCCGAUGCGCUCUUGAGGGAUAAGCAGGGCCGGCUACCGGAAGGGCUGUUUCGACUCCGGAAAUAUGCGGACGCGAUGGAUAUAUUCACCGAGAUCUCUGCGCCACCGGAAACGCUAUCGUCGGUCCCCGAGGAGCAAGAGGAAUCCGAAGACAGCGCCACCGAGAGCCCGUCCAAGACCCCCGACAACCAGAAACAGGUGGAUGGCAAUCACACGGCGGAUGCUGCUGUUGCGGCCACGGCCAAGACGCUCUCGCACGCCCCGUCGACGGAGACAUUCGACGAUGCGGCCAACGCCAAGCCCGACAAGGCCCUCGAAGGAAAUGAUCUCAAGUUGGCGGUUCGUGAGCUGCAGAGGUACCUGGCCGAUGUCCGUCGGCGGUUCCAGCGCUUCCUCAACCCCGAUGGGUCACUGAAGGUGUUCGAUCUGCCGGCGGACGCAGCCACAGAUGAACUGACCGAUUCUGAUAUCCAGGAUUCCGAGUUCGGGGAGAAGAUUCGCGAGAAGGCCAAACUCGUCGACACCACCCUCUUCCGAGCGUAUAUGUAUGCGAUCCCUGCUCUGGCGGGGUCUCUCUUCCGGAUCGCGAACUUCUGCGACCCGGACGUGACCGGCCGGCACAACGACCUGAUCGAUUUCCUGUACGGCAAAAAACUGCACCGCCAGGCGCUGGAGCUGCUCCAGCGGUUCGGUCAGGCGGAGGAGGAAGAGGAGACCGCUCCGCAGCUGCACGGUCCCAAGAGAACGUUCGCCGAAUGGCCACUGCGGGAGGACCCCGAAUUGGGCAUGGAGAACGCAGAGACUCUGCCCCGGCAUCGCGUGCUGGACUUUUUGCGGGGCAUCGAUGUUAAUCUGGCCGUGCAAUACCUGGAACAUCAGCUGCUCAAUUUCUACCUGGACCGUCUGAAGAAGUACAGAAACAAGGAGUGGGAAUUCGCUAGCGAAGACGACCACUACUCGCCAGCCAAGAUUCUAAACCGUCUGGACCGCGACGAUCCUGAAUUGUUCGAAGCGCGAGCAAUCGUGUUCAGCAAGAUGGGGCAACACAAGCAGGCGCUGGAGAUCUACGUGUUCAAGCUGGAGGACUAUGCUAAGGCUGAGGAAUACUGCAACCAUCUCCACAAACAGGACGAUAUAGCGUCUACCGAAGAAGGCGGGCCUUGUGUGGCUCUGCUGGCUUACGAAGAAGACAAGCCGUCGAUCUAUUUGACUCUCCUAGCACUCUAUCUAACCCCGCCCCACGGAUACAAGCCACGAUAUGGGCCAGCGCUCGAAGUGCUGGCCAAGCACGGGUCCCGCCUGCCCCCCGGGUCCGCGCUGGACCUGAUCCCCGAAACCCUCCCGGUGAAGGAGCUCGACUUCUACUUCAAGGGUCGCAUGCGCGCCGCCAACUCGAUCCUCAACGAGAGCCGGAUCGUGGCGAGCCUGCAGAAAGCCGAGAACAUCAAGACCCAAGCCCAGCUGCUGGUGGGGGAGGGGACGGAUCCCAAGCGGUCGAGAUCCCGACAUGUCACCAUUACCGAAGAGAGGGUGUGCGGGAUCUGCCACAAGCGGAUCGGGGGCAGUGUGAUCAACGUGUAUCCAGACAUCCUCCUCCUCAUCCACAACCUCCUCGCCGUAAUUGGCUUCCUCCUUGGCUUCCUUCUCGGAGAGUUGGCCGUCGGCGGCCCGUUUGUCCUCUUCCAUCUUCUCCGUCAGAAAGAUGUUGAUCUCGUUUUGCAGGGCCGGGACCUGUUUGCGGAGUUCGGCGAGUACUGUACUGUACACUCAUUCACUCACUCACUCACAAUGUUGCGCUCGCCGGUUUCUCCAGAGAGAGGGACGCGGUCUCCGAUUCCUCCCCCUCCUGCUUCUCAAAGUCCUCCCCCUCCCAUCCCUCCUCUUCCUCGACGUUCCUUUGACGAUUCCUACUCCUACACUUUCUACACCCGUCCUGGCUCCUCUGGAAGUGAUGCCUCGUCGAUGACCUCCAAUGUGACCACCAUCUCGCCUCAGCAAUCCAAUUUCCCGCUGCCGCCUGCGCCUACUACUGGCACUGCCUCUGCCUCUGCCUCUGCCUCUGCCUCUGCCUCGCCGCGGCCACCGCGUAUCUCCUCGCUCAACACCGCCAAUCUCACCUCCGCUUCUACUGCCUCUACUACCACUACCACUACUACCAACACCACCUCAUCUGCGCGAUCUCCCGUCUCCUUCAUGCCGCAUAAUGAGAUCCUGAGUCGAAAGCCUUCGGGACGGGUCGUCCCGGCUGAGCUGCAGCGACGCUCUCGUCACCACUCCCAGGGUUUCUUUGAACCAUCGCUCCCUACCGCUUCUUCCACCGAGGCCUCUUUGUCAGCUUCUCGUAUCGCGGCCCAGACGGCCAUGCUUCAACAACAGCAGCAGCAGCAGCAGCAGCAACAGCAACAGCAACAACACAUCUCGCCCCCUCCCCCGCCUCCCCCACCCCCGACCUUCGCACCCCCCGGUUCGACAGCAGCCGGCGCGACUGGCGCAUCAGCUGGGCAGCCAUCCUACGCAAAUGGCAGCGGCAGCACCAGCACCGCGGCUGGACACGCCCAUGCUGCCACGACAGCGGCCAACGUGGUAUUCCCCCGAAAUCCAGGGCUCCAGCCCCCCGGGCUUGGGCUUGAGAUCCCCCAGGAGCGCGAACACAAACACAAGGGCGAGAAGUCGAAGAUGAAGCUCUUCUCGAAACCCAAGCACAUCGGCAUCAGUCGCGACAAGGACGGGACGGGGAAGGAAAGGGGCCUGCCCUCGCCAAGCAAGAUGGGGUUUCCCAGUGGGGGCUUGUCCCGGAUCGUCAGCGCUUCGACCACCAGCUUGGCGGAGACCUUCCCGUCGAACAAUUCGUCCAUGUACAACCUGUCGAAUGCGUCCGCGAGCACCGUCGUGCCGGCGGAUCGGCCGACGGGGAGCGAGAAAGAGAAGGACAAGGACAAGGAGAAACACAAACACCAUUUCCUGUCGCGCCAGAAACUGAAGCUGAAGGAUCGCGACGAUCACUACAACCUCCCGCUAUCGUCCGCGUCGAGUAAUUCGAAGCCGUCAGACCCCAAUGCACCGCAGUCCCUAUACUCGUUUACCCCCGCGUCGCCGGGAGCCACCAGCACGACCUUCGGCAAGUCGGUGAGUGGGCUAGAUCUGCUGCAUGGCCUUCGUGAGAAGAAGAAAGAGGAAAAAGCGCAAGCUCAGGCGCAGGCGCAGGCGCAGGCGGAAUCGGAGCAGAUGGAUUGGGCAACUAGUUCACAGGGGCCCGGAGGGUCGCCGGCUGUCUUCCCCGGGCCGUCGUCUUUGGGCAGUUCCUCCGGGCUGAUCGCCGAGGCUGCGUUGCGGGAGACUCUCCAAGGGUUCGGGCUGAAUAACAUGACGCCGGAGGACGCUUGGGACUUUCUGAAGGCGAAACUGAUGGUGAUUUUCGACGGGGAGGACGUGCGCAUUGCGAUUGAGGAUCUCAACAAGCUGGUUCUCGUCCAUAUCCAGCGAUGUGUGCAGAAGCGCACUCCGGCGGCGGUGGUCGACGACCUGAGGGAACUGCUGGAGACCGGAUUCGCUUCGCUGAACCAUACCUUGAACGGGGUGCCGGAUGAGAAGCUGGUGCCGCACCUCGUGCAGGGCUGUGGGUCUGUGAUGAACCGGCGUGAAGCCAGUGAAUUCUGGGGGUCCGCACGCAAUGCCGAGUACCCUGGCUGUGAGCUGGAUGUGCGCAAUCUGGUUCUUGUCGCCUUCCGCGACCGAAUCAUCCUGCGUCGCUACGAAAAUCUGAAGUCGACAUUUUCACGCCUGAGUCUCGACAGCAUCAAGCUCGGCACGGCGGCGCUCAGCGUCACCACCAAGAGCAGUUCCACCAGUGGCGGACGGCCUCCCACCGCUGCCUCGCUUGACGGCGGCGGUGCCGGCGCCGGCUUUGGCAGCUACAGCUCCCAGUCCUCGACGCUCCUCAACGCCCAGUCGGGGAGCUACUCCUCCGACUCGUUGCUCGGCCACAAUAGCAACAUCAACAACAGCAGCAGCAGUCGCAGCCGCGCCGCCUCCAACACCUCCUCCAACCCCGACCAGCUGAUCUUCCAGUCUCUCUCCUCGCCGCCCCAGCGCCCGAGCAUCAUCCACCGGGCCAACGCGGCAGCCGACACCUCGCAUAUCAUCACCGAGACCGUCGGCCGCAUGCUGCAGUGCGUCAGCGUCCUGGCCAGCGUGCAGACCGGCGACAAGGCCCAGGAGCAGGUCGAGACGCUCGGCAAGGAUCUGAAGCACAACUGGCUGGGCCGGGGGCGCACCGGCCGCGACCGGCGGGGGUUCGUGGGCACGAAGAUCCGGCCGGCGAUUGUGGCCCGCGCCGACAGUGACGAGUACAUGAAAGAUCUGGGCGGGCAUGGGAUGGAGGAAGAAGAGAGACAAGUAGGCAAGUGA
Messenger RNA from Aspergillus brunneoviolaceus CBS 621.78, 6876 nucleotides. RefSeq names its product HbrB-domain-containing protein. The transcript is spliced from 25 exons. Gene Ontology annotation, cellular component: cytosol. Gene Ontology annotation, biological process: fructose metabolic process; fructose 2,6-bisphosphate metabolic process. The record is from RefSeq and is a predicted model, not a curated record. Gene Ontology annotation, molecular function: fructose-2,6-bisphosphate 2-phosphatase activity; 6-phosphofructo-2-kinase activity; ATP binding. NCBI's taxonomy places the organism in Eukaryota, Fungi, Ascomycota, Eurotiomycetes, Eurotiales, Aspergillaceae. The coding region runs from base 1 to 6876 and encodes 2291 amino acids.